This is a messenger RNA of Anopheles coustani, 2081 nucleotides long. It is a transcript of the gene Nprl3, whose product is annotated as GATOR complex protein NPRL3. Gene Ontology annotation, cellular component: GATOR1 complex. The transcript is spliced from 3 exons. Bases 7 to 2031 code for a protein of 674 amino acids. The record is from RefSeq and is a predicted model, not a curated record. Lineage: Eukaryota; Metazoa; Arthropoda; Insecta; Diptera; Culicidae. Gene Ontology annotation, biological process: positive regulation of autophagy; TORC1 signaling; negative regulation of TORC1 signaling.
ACGACGAUGGAAGUAAAUCCACUGAGUAUCAUCCUCGUUAAAUCGGAUAGUAAAGGAGACCGCCUGUUGUUUCGCUAUCCGUACAAUCUACCUCAGCAGUUCCAGGCGGCCGUUAUUCCAUCGAGAAAAACGCCCUAUUCCUUAAUCAACGCCGGGGAAGAUAUUCUCCAGAAUGCUCCACCUUCUAACAUUUGCUUCGAUCAAUUGUAUGGCAUCUCGGAUAAAGAUCUAGCAACGCUGUUUGCCGUGAAAUCUGAACUCUGCAAUCAAAAAUUUGAGCUUAAAGUAAAUGACGUACGAUUUGUCUCGCAUCCAACGUUGCUGCGUAGUGAUCAGGGUAGCAGCGAACAGAAAACGUCUUCCUACAUUCAGAUCAACGUGGUGUUUGCACUGCACGCCCAGGCAAGCUAUUCCGUGGUCAAUAGUUACUACGAGCUCAGCAAACGUAUCGGCUUCGCGCUGAUCUACGAGGAACGACGUGAUGGUUACAUUUCUCGCGAAAUCAAAACGAUGGUUGCUGUGAUGGAUGAAAAUAGUGCCCUCCAGGAGCAGGAGCAGCAGCCAGCUGGUACAACUGGAACUGGUGUGACAGGUGGGCCCAGUGGUGGACCGGGGUCCACAGGCGCUAGUGGCCAAACGGUGGUAACAAAUGCUGCAGCAACUGCAGCCGGAAUUGCCGUCAGUGUUUUUGAUACGAUACUGAAGAACACCACGCUGGCGCAAUUUAUCAAAACUAUUUAUCACGACCUUUGCAGCACAGGUCUUCUGAACGUCACGAUGAAUCAAACGGUGACGCUAAGCUUCUGCCUGCCCCAGAAGGCACAUCAGUUUCACAAGAAAGGUGUAGUCGUGGAGCCGGAAACGAUUGACCGCUGCGUGGAUUCGUUGAAACCCUAUCACGGGAUGCUGCUGCUCGUCGAUCCGUCCGAACUGUUUGACUGUGUGCCACCAUCGGCGGCCAACAUGCUGCUUCAGCUGAUUGAAGUGUACAACCCGCUAAAAAGUCUCCAAAACAUGGCGUCAGAUGCGGAGCUGCUGAUUGAGUACGUAAACCAGAUCGUGGGUCAUCUCGUGUACUGGGCCAAGGCGACCAUCAUUUAUCCGCUCUGCGAGACGAACGUGUAUGUGAUAGCACCGGACGCGCAACUAAACAUUCACUCCAAUCUGCCGGAUAAGUUCGCCACCAAGUUUCCGGGCAUGUCAUUGUUCGAGGUGAUCAGUGACUUCUCGUUGCCUACCUCGAUCGGGCACCUGACUACCCCGUUGCAGCAUCCUGCACGUCAGGGUCGGCUCGCUCAGAUGGUUCUCUGGAUGUUACAGCACCAUCUGCUCAUGCAGUUGCACACGUACGUGCAGUUCGUGGCCAACCUAGAUGGGAUAGAAACGGAGGAAGAAAUGGAAGGGGCGGCAGGAUUAGCAGGAGCAGGCAGUGGGGGAGGUUUAGCGACUGAAAGCUCUAGAGCUAAUGCAAACCAACAACACACGCUGUACGGUAGCUCGGCCCCGAGCGGUUCCUCCAGCCAACCGUUGGCUGUGCCGAUGGGUGGCAACCGGAAGCAUUCGCUCAGCGAAGAUCGCUAUUCCGAUAGUCUUUCCGCUUUGCUCACAACUUCGGUCGUUUCGGUGGCGUCGAAUACAAGGCCCUCGUCGGUAAGCCAUCGCUCAAACAUGAGCCACUCCAGCGUUGGAGGGUUACAGACAGCUUCAAGUACCGAAAACGAUGAAAGUAUCGCAUCGAUUGAUGAGGACGAUAAGUUGCGCCGACUGCUGGCCGCUUUUCCCGAACCCGACCGGAAAGCGGUGGCGCGUAUUCCCGCUGCGAAAAAUCCAGAGGAUUUAGCGUUGAUGGUACGCCUUUGGCAGAAGGGAUACUUUAUGGGCGAGCAUCACUUGGAGGAGAUUAUGUACUUUGAAAAUCUGCGUCGAUCGCAGCUUCUCCAGCUGGUAGACAAGUUUCGUGAGGUGUUGAUUAUUUACGAGACGGAAGAUCCGGUCAUAGCGAACCUUUAUUCGGAGCAGACGGAUGAUUAAUGAAGCGCUGUUGAAAACAGGCUUUCAGUUACUGAUAAAUAUUUUCCAAA